Gallus gallus (chicken) is the source of this 823-nucleotide messenger RNA. It is a transcript of the gene ANAPC11, whose product is annotated as anaphase promoting complex subunit 11. The record is from RefSeq and is marked validated. Gene Ontology annotation, molecular function: ubiquitin protein ligase activity; cullin family protein binding; zinc ion binding. Gene Ontology annotation, biological process: protein ubiquitination; positive regulation of mitotic metaphase/anaphase transition; anaphase-promoting complex-dependent catabolic process. NCBI's taxonomy places the organism in Eukaryota, Metazoa, Chordata, Aves, Galliformes, Phasianidae. The transcript is spliced from 3 exons. The coding region runs from base 17 to 271 and encodes 84 amino acids. Gene Ontology annotation, cellular component: anaphase-promoting complex; nucleus.
GGCACUUCCGGCGGCGAUGCGGGUGAAGGUGCGGAGCUGGAGCGGCGUCGCCUCGUGGCUGUGGGUGGCGAACGACGAAAACUGCGGUAUCUGCCGCAUGGCCUUCAACGGCUGCUGCCCCGACUGCAAAGUGCCCGGGGACGACUGCCCGCUGGUGUGGGGACAGUGCUCGCACUGCUUCCACAUGCACUGCAUCCUGAAGUGGCUGCACUCGCAGCAGGUGCAGCAGCACUGCCCCAUGUGCCGCCAGGAGUGGAAGUUCAAGGAAUGAUCCCCUCCGCCCCCGUCCACCGCUCCUCUCCCGGCUCCGUGGGCGGGGAGCGGCGGUUCCCCUCGGGCUGUGCGGCGGGGGCGGGCGCGGCCAUAAAGAGGCGGCGGCGGCGGCGUUCGGGAGCGCUGCGCUCCCUCUGGCACGAUGCGCGCCGCCCGCUGCCUGGCUCUAGCCGUAGCCGUGGCGCUGCUCUGCCGCCCCGCCGCUCCCUGGUACCGGCAGGCGGCCGCGCCCCUCUCCUAUCCGGUGGGCAGAGCCUCGGGACUGCUCUCCGGCCUCCGCCUGCCCUACAGCCGCCGCUCCGACAGCGAAGGUGCCGCCGAGCGCCGCCCCCCAGCGCUCCAUCCCGGAUCCGCCGCUCCGCUCCGCACCGCGGUGCCGUGUGUGACAGAUGUGGACCCCAAGCUACGGAGCUGCCGGCCGCUGUCGGGGGUCCCCGGUGCUCUCCAGUGCAGAGUGGCUGUGACGGUGUCCUUGGUCUCCACGGAGUGUGCAGGCGCCUGAGGUGGCACGGUUGCUCUAUAGUGACAAUAAAUGCCCAUGGAAUGGAAA